AUGAACAACUGUCACUGGCGGCAGAAGAACCGCAUAGGACCGUCUUGGUGCCAAUUCGUCACAGCUUCUGGACGCUGUAUUCACUACAGCAAAUGUCUAUACCCUGGACCGAUGUCUCCUAGCAUCGCCUUUUCAUCUUCGCUCAAAGCCGUCCAAGCCCACAAUAAGACCGAGUCUGCUUCGCUUGUUCUCUCUUCAGCGCCCAAAGGCGUACACAACGCGGGACAGAAGGCUCGCGCAAGCAAAGCCAUACUUGCCGACAACCACACCCGUGAACUACAGCUCUCCGUACAGGCGGAUAAGGCGGUACGUCGUAUCGACCGGACCUACUCUGCGGCUGAGCUGUGUACAUUGUGCCAGCUGAGGUGCUUUGCGCGAACCGACCAACCUAGGGAUCGUUCGCAGACAAAACCCGAACGCCAAAGCUUCAACUUCGCCAACCAAGAUUGGGAUGGCUACGUCAAAUAUCGGCCUGCUUACCCUCAAGAGGUGUACUCAACCAUAUUCUCCUACCACGACUCCCACAACGGCGGAUACGAGGCCGGUGUUGACAUCGGAGCCGGAGUUGGGAUCGUCGGCGCCGAGCUGACCAAGAAGUUCGCCCAUGUCACCAUCACAGAUCCUGCCAAAGCGUACGUCGAGGCGGCGGAGAAGUUCUUUGCACAAUACCCAAAGGACAAAGUCGCAUUCCUGCAGGGAAAAGCAGAGGAUAUCAUUGUGGACAAGCUGCCAAAGGGUCAGAAAGUCGACAUCGUCACGGCAGCGGAGUGCCUUCACUGGGCAGACGUCGAUGUCGCCACGCCUCGUAUCGCAGACAUUUUGAAGUCUGGAGGUACUUUUGCCGGGUGGCUGUAUGGGGUCCUGCCAUUGCUAGAUGAGCGAGACCCGGUCUUGGCCGAGGCGAGAGAGGUUUUCUACGACAUCUAUGAGAAGAUGAUUGAGGAGUACGGCUCCAAGAUCGAGAAGCAAGACGAGGACUCGGGUGGAGCGGCCAUGAAUGCUCGCCUUGAUAACAUGCCCUUCGAUGCGUUGACUUGGACUGAUGUAAGGCGGAUUCAUACCAACAAUGGCGCGCCUAUGGCGUCUUCGAACUGGCCGACAAGGAAGUCCAAAGUCUCUGAAGGAGAGUCGGUUGAGAUAUUCGAGGAUGAACAUCUGAUCUCUCACGACGCCGACUACAAUUACCUGGAAGGAUAA
Molecule: messenger RNA, 1197 nt
Organism: Zymoseptoria tritici IPO323
Lineage: Eukaryota; Fungi; Ascomycota; Dothideomycetes; Mycosphaerellales; Mycosphaerellaceae
Exons: 5
Coding region: 1-1197 (398 amino acids)
Source: RefSeq, a predicted model, not a curated record